Molecule: messenger RNA, 2787 nt
Organism: Aspergillus chevalieri
Lineage: Eukaryota; Fungi; Ascomycota; Eurotiomycetes; Eurotiales; Aspergillaceae
Gene: farA
Product: CeGAL family transcription factor
Exons: 7
Coding region: 1-2787 (928 amino acids)
Biological process (GO): regulation of DNA-templated transcription; DNA-templated transcription
Molecular function (GO): zinc ion binding; DNA-binding transcription factor activity, RNA polymerase II-specific; DNA binding
Source: RefSeq, a predicted model, not a curated record
AUGAACACCGCCGCGGACUCUUACCACGAUUCUGCUCGAGCUGCUUCCUCCAAAGCCUCCCCGGCCCCGAGUACUGCGGGCUCGACGGGUACUUCGGGAAUUACCGUGCGCACCGGUCCAAACGGCCAGAUGAGUUUUAGAAGACAACGGGCGUCGCGCGCUUGCGAGACCUGCCACGCUCGAAAAGUUCGUUGCGAUGCGGCCAGUCUAGGUGUGCCAUGCACCAACUGUGUAGCCUUUUCCAUCGAGUGCAAAAUUCCAACGCCAAAGCGAAAAAAGAAUGCAAAGUCGAAAGAGCCGAAUGGGUAUGAUACUGGGAACGACGAGCGCAACGACAUAAAACCCCGGCAAACCGUCUUCCCAUCGCAGGAAAAGGAUGCUGCUUUUGGGUACCGCAAGGACCGCAUGGCCGUCGACGGCAUGCCGGUUACAACCCUUACUGACUCGCAGGCCGAGCAACAGGCAUCCGACAACUCCGCCUAUGCCCAACUUAUGAAACCCAAGUUCGCGCGCGCCCCGAUAAAAGAAGCAGGUCGAGUCGCCUAUCUCGGAGAAUCCUCGAACUUGUCCUUGUUGGUGCAGGAUCGCCAUGGCACCACGGAUGUCGUCCAUUAUCCUCUCCCGCCGAAUGUUAGGGGGUCGCGCUCUACCUUGACGGAUCUGGAUAGUCUCGAACUCGAUAUCCUCCACCAGCGGGGUGCAUUCCUGCUGCCGCCGAAGCCACUUUGCGAUGAAUUGGUGGAUGCAUAUUUUAAAUGGGUCGCCCCCGUCGUUCCCAUCAUCAACCGUAAUCGCUUCAUGCGCCAAUAUCGUGAUCCUAAGAAUCCCCCAUCCUUGCUGCUGCUGCAAGCCAUUCUCCUUGCAGGCUCUAGAGUGUGCACGAACUCGCAGCUCAUGGAUGCCAAUGGCUCGACCACGCCAGCGGCUAUGACAUUUUAUAAACGGGCAAAGGCGUUGUAUGAUGCCAACUACGAGGAUGAUCGGGUGACCAUCGUGCAGGCAUUGGUCCUCCUGGGCUGGUACUGGGAAGGCCCUGAAGAUGUCACAAAAAAUGUUUUCUACUGGACGAGGGUUGCCAUGGUCGUCGCGCAAGGAUCGGGCAUGCAUAGAAGCGUCGAAUCGUCCCAGCUCAGCAAGCCGGACAAGCGACUGUGGAAGCGGAUAUGGUGGACUCUCUUCACGCGAGAUCGCUCUGUCGCUGUGGCCCUUGGACGCCCGAUUGGCAUCAAUACGGACGAUUCGGAUGUCGGAAUGUUGACCGAGGAGGACUUCCUCGAGGACGAAAUCGAUUUUCCUGCUGAGUAUGGCCCUGAUCCGGUGCAUGUGCAGUUCUUCCUUCAAUAUGUCAAACUCUGUGAGAUCAUGGGACUGGUUCUCUCGCAACAGUACUCGGUGGCAUCCAAGUCCAGGCGGAUGAAUGCCAUGGAUCUCACCCAUUCGGACAUGGCUUUGGCAGAUUGGCUUCAGAACUGCCCUAAGGAAGUCUGCUGGCAACGGUCCCGCCAUCACUUCUGGGCCGCUCUUCUGCAUGCCAAUUACUACACUACUCUCUGUCUUCUUCAUCGUGCGCACAUGCCGCCAGCCUCGUCAGUGCCGAGCAGCUACAGAGUCGAGGAAAUGGCAUACCCGUCACGGACGAUUGCUUUCCAAGCCGCUGGGAUGAUCACGUCUAUUGUCGAGAAUUUGCAGACGCAUGAUGAGAUCAGAUAUACUCCUGCGUUCAUUGUUUACAGUCUGUUCUCGGCAUUGAUCAUGCACGUGUAUCAAAUGAGGUCGUCGGUGCCCUCCAUCGUAGCUACCUGCCAAGAGAGAAUCAACAUCUGUAUGCAAGCUCUCAAGGACGUAUCGAAGGUGUGGCUGGUGGCCAAAAUGGUGCAUACCCUAUUUGAGUCCAUUCUGGGCAACAAGGUUCUCGAAGAGCGCCUACAGAAGGCUGCCGGAAAGCGACACCAGCGCGUACGGCCAGAAGGUCAAAUUCAUCAUCCACCUCCGCCCCCGAGACGACCCGACCUACCUCCCAAGCGCAAGUUCGACGACAUGGAUCUGAGUCUGCCGAAUGGAGGCCCCACUCCCCCAGUCUCGUACGAGCGAUCUCGUCCGCAAACUCCUGCGGCCACGCCAUCCAGGGAUGAACUGGGACAGCAUUCGGCAUCGAAUCUUCCCCAUGGUUCGCCUGGUGUGCCUCGAGAAUCUUUGACUGGCACGGGUCUCUCCCGUGGGAAUACACGACCAACGACGCCCUUCAAUGGACAAUUCUCUUUGCCAGCGACUCCCCCCGAUCUCUUCCUUGUCACACGAACCUCGCCUAACCUCUCCCCAUCCCUCUGGGAAAACUUCCAACCCGAGCAACUGUUCCCCGACGGCACAGCUUUCUUCCCCGAACUAGCCUCACCACACGACGGUGCAGUCGACCCCCAACUGCAAAUGCAAAGCCAGCUCCAAACACAGAACAUGCAACAACGCAUGAUGGUGAGCAACCAACACAUGCCCCGCACAGUCUCCGGCGCCGGCACCCAAGGUAGCCCAGAAAUGCUCUCCGCCAUUCCAGCCGGAAUAAGCGUGCAACCGCAACAAUCACAGCAGAUGUUCGAUGUCGAGAACCAGCAAACCUGGCCGAUGCAAGGCCUCGAUCCGCCGCUGAGCACGGCGGGCCUGGAAAACGCCAGCCAAGAUGAUAACUGGAGUAGUAGUUCUCGGAGUGGACCUACUGCGCCGACGACGUUGAAUGUUGAGGAUUGGUUCCAAUUCUUCGGUAUCAACGGUAGUUUUGGCGAAAUGGCUGGUUGA